Messenger RNA from Phragmites australis (common reed), 1412 nucleotides. RefSeq names its product RING-H2 finger protein ATL16-like. Gene Ontology annotation, molecular function: transferase activity. The record is from RefSeq and is a predicted model, not a curated record. The transcript has a single exon. NCBI's taxonomy places the organism in Eukaryota, Viridiplantae, Streptophyta, Magnoliopsida, Poales, Poaceae. Gene Ontology annotation, biological process: protein ubiquitination. The coding region runs from base 236 to 1120 and encodes 294 amino acids.
CUCUUUCGCGAGUUGGCGUGGCGCAGCUUUCUAUUAACUGACGCGACCGCGCGCACUAGCGGCCGGCCACCGGCUAGUCAGCCUGCGCCUGCAGCUCGCGCUUCCUUGGAUCACUCGCUAGCUACGCCUCACGACUCCGGCCCAGCCUUCUCCUCCUAUUUCUUCUUGCUCGGGUCGGUUAACCCGAGACUGGUCUGUCUUUGCAAAGGCAUUGACUUGGCUUAGGUGUGUGGCGAUGGAUCCGUCGGGCAUGGUAGACGCGCCCAUACUGCCGCCGGACGCGUCCCCGUCGCCGUACACCAACCCAUCCGUGGCGUUCCCCAUCGCCAUUGUGAUCGCCAUCGGGUUCAUGGUCACCUCGCUCAUCCUCGUCAGCUACUACUUCCUCGUCGUCCGCUGCUGGCUCCACGGCGGCGGCCCGGGGUCGGGGCUGCUCCACCGCUCGCGCCGCGAGGAGCCGGUGGAGCGGGUGUCCGCGGUGUUCUUCACCGACUACGAGGCUGACCUGCCCGGCGGGCUCGACCCGGAAGUCGUCGCCGCGCUCCCCGUCGUCAAGUACCGCGGCGCCUGGUCGGCGUUGGCGGCGCUCGAGUGCGCCGUGUGCCUCGCCGAGUUCGCGCCGGGGGAGCGGCUCAAGCAGCUGCCCAGCUGCUCCCACGCGUUCCACAUAGACUGCAUCGACACCUGGCUCCACCACAACGUCAGCUGCCCGCUCUGCCGCACGGUGGUCACCGGCGGCGGCCCGCUCCCGGAGUCCCGCUACGAGCACGAGGCGUCCUGCCUCGAGCUGCAGGUCGGCGAGAGGCGCAUCGGCACCGCGGCGAGGAUGGGAUACGGGAGCUCGUGCAGGUUCCCGACCAAAAGCGGCGCCGCGCAGGAGCCGAUCACGCGGUCCUUCUCCAUGGACUGCUUCAUGGAUGACCGCGGCCGGAAGCCGCAGAAGGAGCCCGGCAGCUCGGAGGCCGGGCCGAGCCGCGCCAACGUCACCGGUGGUGGCAGCGGCGGCGCAAACAUGGGCGGUGCCGGCGAGACGAGCGGGCGAUUCCGGCGGCUGCUGUCGUCGUUCGGGCUCGGCCGGAGCUCGAGGAGCACGGUGCUGCCGAUCCACCUCGACCCAUGACGGCGGCGUCGGGUUCGUGCAGUGUCGUGUGCAUGCAAUGUACAGAAAUAGCAGAGACUUGGGUUCGGAUUUUUUUUAUCAGUAGGUUUUGUUCGUGGAUGGCAUGCAUUCCGUUCCAUUUAUUAGUUCUUGCAAUCUCGAUUGCCCCCGUGUUCCAUCGUCCUCUUGUAUCGACCGAUAUCAUCCGUGCUAGUUGGCGUACCAGAUCUCGUCGGAUGACAUGUAACAUUGCCACUAACCAUUUCGUCGUUUCGUCCGUGAUCGUUGAAAAUUAGCCGAACCUUUUCUCAAA